GCAUUUAUGAGAUCAAAACUAUGUUUCGUUCGGCUUAAAACGAAAACGCUGUGAUAUAUUAAAGAAAAAACAAAACAUUACUUUAGUUCCGGUGUUUUUGAUUGGUAUACGUUCCAAAUCAGAAAUAUGUCGGAUAGCAAUGUUUUUGUACUGGACAACGGAGCAUUCUACGCUAAAGUAGGAAUGUCCGAGUGGAGUAAACCAAGAGUUGUUCCCAAUUGCAUAACCAAAGCAAAAUCUGAAAGAAGACGACCAUUUGUUGGAAGUCAAAUUGAUGAAUGUCGUGAUGUUUCGGGGCUGUUUUACAUUCUUUGCUUCCAGCGAGGUUAUCUGGUAAACUGGGAUAUUCAGAAAACUGUGUGGGACUAUAUCUUCAGUCAAGAAUGCUGUCCUGUGAACUUUUCUGAAACGCCGUUACUAAUUACGGAGCCAUUGUUCAAUUUCCAGUCCAUUCAGGAAGCUAUGCUAGAGAUAUUGUACGAGGAGUAUGACUGCGAUGCUGUAUGCAAAACUACAUCGGUCGACAUGGCAGCAUUUAACUAUACACAUGGUGAAGACAAAAAGAAACCGUUGUGUUGUGUGGUGGUAGAUAUGGGAUACAGUUUCACACAUAUUGUUCCGUUCAUUAAGGGAUCUAAAGUUAAAGAAGCUAUUCAGCGAAUUGAUGUAGGUGGAAAGCUUCUAACAAACCAUCUAAAAGAAAUUAUUUCCUACCGACAACUAAACGUAAUGGACGAGUCCUAUGUGAUAAAUCAGGUCAAAGAAGAUAGUUGUUUUGUAUCACAAGACUUUAAUGAGGACAUGCGAAUCGCCCGAAAACGUUUUCCUGAAAACAGUAUUAUCAGAGAAUAUGUUCUACCCGACUACACACAAAUUCGUCGAGGGUAUUUGAAAACCCUAGAUCAGAAUAACGACCACAACGAUGAGUUCCAAACACUUCGAUUGAACAACGAACGUUUUGUUCUACCUGAGGUAUUAUUCCAUCCUUCCGAUAUCGGGAUACAACAAAUGGGCAUCGCUGAAGCGAUUGUAUUUGCCAUAAAUGCCUGUCCGGAGGAAACAAAACCUCAUCUGUUUAAUAACAUUGUCGUGUGUGGUGGGAGUGCAUUGUUUAGCGGUAUGCAGUCAAGAAUACAGAAAGAAGUUCGAUCUCUAGCACCAGAUGACUUUAGGGUUAACGUUACUGUGCCAAAAGACUCAAUCUCAUAUGCUUGGUUUGGAGGACAACAUUACUCCCAAUCGCUAAGUUUUCUGAAGUCUUGUAUGAGCCGAAGUCAGUAUGAAGAAAACGGAAUUAAGCAUCUUAUAGAGAAGUAUGAAAACUGAAACCGUACAUAGUUUAAGCGUAGCUUUCUACGAUGUAACUCGACACACUAGUUUAUUCGAAAAACAUGGUUAUGAAGAAAGCUAAAGUAACAAUCAAUGUGAAACUUUAUGAAUACUAUUCUAGUUAAGAAUAAAAUACAAUGUACAAAUUACACAAAUUAGACAAUAA
This is a messenger RNA of Malaya genurostris, 1495 nucleotides long. It is a transcript of the gene Arp6, whose product is annotated as actin-related protein 6. Gene Ontology annotation, cellular component: Swr1 complex. NCBI's taxonomy places the organism in Eukaryota, Metazoa, Arthropoda, Insecta, Diptera, Culicidae. The record is from RefSeq and is a predicted model, not a curated record. The coding region runs from base 127 to 1326 and encodes 399 amino acids. The transcript is spliced from 4 exons. Gene Ontology annotation, molecular function: nucleosome binding.